This is a messenger RNA of Acanthochromis polyacanthus (spiny chromis), 5232 nucleotides long. RefSeq names its product vitellogenin-2-like. Lineage: Eukaryota; Metazoa; Chordata; Actinopteri; Pomacentridae. The coding region runs from base 1 to 5154 and encodes 1717 amino acids. The transcript has 34 exons. Gene Ontology annotation, biological process: lipid transport. Gene Ontology annotation, molecular function: lipid carrier activity. The record is from RefSeq and is a predicted model, not a curated record.
AUGAGGGUGUUUGUGUUGGCGCUCACUGUGGCCUUCGUCGCCAGCAGCCAGGCCAGCCUUGCUCCACAGUUUGAGCCUGGAAAGACCUUCGAGUACCGAUAUGAAGCUGUUGUGAUGGGCGGCCUGCCUGAGAAAGGCCUCGCUCGGGCCGGAGUCAAAAUCCGCAGCAAAGUUCAGAUCAGAGCAGAGGCUGACAAGUUUAUCCUGAAGGUCGUCGGACCAGAGAUCUUCGAGUACAGCGGCAUCUGGCCCAACGACAGCUUCAGCUCGGACCCCAAGCUCACCUCGUCGCUGGCUGCUCAGCUCAAGACGCCCAUCAAGUUCGAGUACACCAACGGCAUUGUCGGGAAAGUGUUUGCACCAGCCAGCAUGACCACCACCGUCCUUAACAUCUACCGGGGAAUCCUUAACGUCUUACAGCUGAACAUCAAGAAAACGCACAACGUGUACGAGAUGCAAGAGGCCGGCGUCCACGGCAUCUGCAAGACCCACUACUCCCUGACAGAGGAACAGGAGAUGAACCGCAUCCUUCUGACCAAGAGCAAAGACCUGAGCCAGUGCCAGAGCAAGAUCUAUGAGGACUUCGGCCUGGAACAUGCAGAGACUUGUGUUGAGUGUCGAGCUAGCGGAAGUGCCCUGAAGACAGCUGCUGUCUCCAGCUACGUCCUGAAGCCGACACCCAGCGGCUCCCUCAUCAUGAACGUGACCGUGGAGGAGCUCGUCCAGUUCUCACCCUCCAACAUCCUGAGAGGCGCUGCUCAGAUGGAGUCCAAGCAAAUUCUGAUCUUCCUGGAUGACAAGAACGUCCCGAUGCAGAACCCCCCGGUCGAGUAUCUUCACCGUGGAGAACUGCAGUACCAGUUUGGCAGCGAGCUCCUCCAUAUGCCCAUCCAGCUCCUGAAGAUCAGCAACGUUGAAGCUCAGAUGAAGGAGAUCCUGGGACAUCUGGUCGCCAUGAACGCCCCCAAGGUCUCCGAAGACGCCCCGUUGAAGUUCAUCGAGUUUAUCCAGCUGCUGCGAGUGGCCAAACCGGAGAACAUCGAACAGCUGUGGGAGCAGCUCCAACGCAAACCCGAAUACAGGUACUGGAUCCUGAGCGCCAUCUCCACCAUGGGAACUCACUCCUCUUUGAAGUUCAUAAAGGAGAAGUUCUUUGCCAACCACCUGACUCUUUCUGAAGCUGCCUCGGCUCUGCUCUCAGCUCUGCACUCGGUGUCGGUCGACAUGGAGUCCAUCAAAUUGGCCAAGGAGAUCAUGAUGAGCGCCACAAUCCAGAACACAAUGGCUCUACGCGAGAUCAUCAUGCUGGGCUACGGUACCCUGGUUGGCAAAUACUACGCAAAAAACCCAACUGUCCAACUUAAUCAAAAUAUUACACAGUAUAUCUACGACUUUGCUACGAAGGCAGUCACUACCAAGAACUAUACGGACCUCGCUCUCGCCCUGAAAGUUCUGGGUAACAUCGGAUAUCCUGGUAGUGUGAAGGCCAUUCAGAAGAACAUCGUCAGUUUUAGCAAAUCUGCUGGCGAUCUGCCUCUCAGAAUUCAAAUCGAGGCCAUUCUUGCUCUGAGGAACAUCGCCAAAAGGGAACCCAAGCAGGUCCAGGAGAGGGUUCUUCAGGUGUUCAUGGACCACAAACUGGAGCCAGAGCUGCGUAUCGCCGCUGCCAUCGUGCUGUUUGAGUCGAAGCCUCCCUUGGGUCUGGUUACCAUGAUGGCCUCUUCUCUGCUGAAAGAAAGGAACCUGCAGGUCAUCAGCUUUGUCUACUCGUACAUGAAGGCCAUGACCAAGAGCACCAUCCCUGACUUUGCUUCAGUUGCUACAGCCUCCAACGUUGCCGUGAAGAUGCUCAGCCCCAAACUGGACAGACUGUCCUACCGCUACAGCAGGAUGUUCUACUAUGACAACUACUACAGUCCCUGGAUGAUGGGAGCUGCCGCCAGCGCCUACUACAUCAACAACGCUGCAACCAUUUUCCCGACAGCCAUCAUGGCCAAAACUCGUAGUUACAUGGCCGGAAUUUAUGCUGAUAUUUUUGAGGUUGGAGUGAGAACUGAAGGAAUCCAAGAGGCCCUUUUGAAAGGCAAGAACAUCCCAGCGAAUGCAGACAGGAUCACCAAGAUAAAACAAGUCGUAGCGGCCCUUCAGAACUGGAAGAAAAAUCCUUCAAGCAAGCCGCUGGCCUCCAUGUACGUCAAGUUCUUUGGACAGGAAGUUGGGUUUUUGGAUGCCGACAGAGCCAUCUACCAAAAGAUCAUUGAGCAUGCGAGCAUAGCUGACAUUCAGGGUAAAGUGAGGAGUGUUCUGAACACUCUGUGGGACGGUUACACAAUGAAUUGGAAUUUCUACAAACCGAUGCUGGCCAAGGAGAUCCGUCGCAUCCUCCCCACCAGCACUGGUCUUCCCAUGGAGCUCGGUUUCUACACCGCUGCUGUGGCUGGGGCAUCUCUUAAGGGUGAGUUUCGCUGCUCCACCGGACCCGUCCAGCCUCAGACCCUCAUGCAGCUUAUGGACACCGACAUCAGAGCAACAGCUAACAUCACCCCAAGCUUCUCCAUGCACACCUAUGCGGUGAUGGGGGUGAACACGGCUUACUUCCAGGCCUCGCUGCUCUCCAGAGCCAGAGUUCACACCAUUCUGCCCAGCAGCAUCGAGGCCAGCUUAGAAAUGAUGAAGGGUUACUACAAGAUCCAGCUCCCGUCAGUUCAGGAUAUUUACAAAAUUGCAUCUGCAAGCCUGGAGACGUUUGCUGUUGUGAGGAACGUGGAUGACCUCGCUGCGGCCAAAUACACGCCGGUGGUGCCAGCUAAUGCUACAGCUCGGCUGUCCAGGCCAUCUUCAAGGAUCUCCAGGAUGGCGUCCUCCCUGGCUAGUGGCAUGUCAGCGUCGUCCAAAAUCAUCCCUGAUGAUUUGCCAAGAAGAAUCUCCAGGAAACAGAAACCCUUCAGACCCUAUAAGAAGAAGAUGUGCGCUGAAAGUGAGACCUUUGGACUGAAGGCCUGCACCGAGGUGGAAUCCUACAGCGCUGUCUUCCUCAGAGAAUCCCCGCUGUACGCCAUCAUCGGAAAUCACACCGCUCAGGUUAAGGUUAAACCAGCUCGAGGACCAGUCGUCGAGAGGAUUGCAUUUGAGGUCCAGGUUGGAGAGAAAGCAGCAGAAAGGAUCAUUAAAGUCAUCAACCAGCGCGAGGAGGAGGAAACCCUCGAGGACAAGAACGUCCUGCUGAAGCUGAAGAAGAUCCUGGUUCCUGGUCCGAGUAACAGCACGGCCAAGUCCUCCUCCAGCUCCAGCAGCUCCCGGUCCUCCAGCUCCAGCAAGAGUGGCUCCAUCUCCAGCUCCAUCUCCAGCAGCUACAGCACCUCCCUCUCUAGGUCGUCCCAGUCUUCCUCCUCCAGGUCCGUCUCCUCCAGGUCCAUCUCGCGGCCCAAAAGCAGCGCGGUCAAGGUCGGCAAGUCUGGUCCAAACAGCAAGAAGUCCAGCAGCUCCUCUAGCAGCGCCUCCAGCAAACGUUCCAGCAGCUCCUCCAGCGGGACGUCCAGCAGCCAGUCGUUGCUCCAGUUCAGCAGUCAGUCCUCCAGCUCCUCCAGCUCCAGCACCCUGUCCAAGCAGGAACUGUAUCUCCUGAAGUUCAAGAAGAACCACGUCCACCAUCAUAGAGCCUCUGCAAACAGGCAGGACUCCCGCAGCAGUGCCACCAGCUUCGAAAGCAUCCAGAGCAAGGCCAAGUAUCUCUCUGAUGUUGUGCAGCCCUCGGUCACCAUCCUCCUUCGCGCUGUGAGGAGCGGCCACAAAGACCAGGGCUACCAGGUCACUGCUUACCUGGACAAGGCAACCUCCAGACUUCAGGUUAUCUUGGCCAACCUGGCUGAGGGCGACAAGUGGAGGGUCUGCACCGAUGCCAUGAAGCUGAGCGAUCACAAGCUGAUGGCGGCAACCACCUGGGGCAUCAAGUGCAAACAGUACAUGACCCAGGUAACUGCUGAGUCCGGCCUUGUGGAUCAGAUGCCUGCAGUCCGCCUCAAGUUGGCCUGGGAAAGAAUUCCACGGCGCAUCCAGCGCUACGCAGAGAAGCUCUACAAGUACAUGAGCCGCAUCCCUCUGGAGACCCAAGUGAGCAAAGCAAAGAUCCGGAAGGCAAGGCAGGUCUCGCUGACUGUAGCUGCUGAUUCUGAGAAAAGCCUGUAUGUGGCGCUGAACACUGAAAAGAGGACCUACUACAAACAUAAAGUCACCCUGCCUUUCUAUUUGCCCUUGGGAGAAACUGCUGCAGAGCUGGAGGCCUAUCAGAGCAACUUUACAGACUCGAUGUUCUACAUGUACACCAAGGCUAACACAGCUGAGUGCACCAUGAUCAGCGACACACUGAAAUCGUUCAACAACAGGAAAUUUAGAAACGAGAUGCCGCACGCCUGCUCCCAGGUCGUGGCUUAUGAUGCCACAGAGGAACACAAAUUCAUGGUUGAGCUGAAGAAGAACCAUCCAGAGGACCAGUACCAGAUCACUGUGACGAUUUCAAACAUUGACAUCGAUAUGUAUCCGAAGGACAGUGCUAUCAAGGUGAGGAUUAACAGAACAGAAAUUCCCAUCAGCGAUCGGCCAUAUGUGGACUCAACAGGCACAAUUCAGAUCAGGCAGAAACGUUUCGACAGCAUUCAAGGUAUCGCUCUCAUCGCUCCCGAACAUGGCCUUCAGCAAGUCUUCUUCGGUUACAACAUUUUCAUGAUUGAAGUUGUAGACUGGAUGAGAAAGGUCUCUGGAAUAUGUGGAAGCCCCGAUGGGGAAAUCAGACAGGAGUACAGGAAACCCAGUGGACAGAGGACCAAGGACCCGGUCAACCACGCUCACCAUUGGGUCCUACCUGGAAAGAGCUGCCGUGACGUCUCUGAGUGUUUUGUGGAGCGUCAAUCCGUGAAACUGGAGAAGCAGGUCAGCCUCCACGGCCAGCAAUCCAAAUGCUACUCUGUGGAGCCAGUUCUUCGCUGCCUGGCAGGCUGCACUGCACUGAGGACCACCAACGUCAGCGUUGGCUUCCACUGCAUUCCUGCCGAUUCCAGCAUCCCCCAGGGUCUGAGCACCAUCUCCGAGAAGAGCAUCGACCUGAUUGAGAUGGCCGAAGCCCAUCUAGCCUGCCGCUGCACCCCUCAGUGCGUCUAAUCUCACCGGCUUGUUACGUUUUAUUGUCGGUCUCAUGCAAGUCUUGUUAAUCACUUUGUUUGAACUGUAAACUUAAAU